Molecule: messenger RNA, 2168 nt
Organism: Branchiostoma floridae (Florida lancelet)
Lineage: Eukaryota; Metazoa; Chordata; Leptocardii; Amphioxiformes; Branchiostomatidae
Exons: 7
Coding region: 285-1550 (421 amino acids)
Source: RefSeq, a predicted model, not a curated record
UUUUUGUGUCUCGUGUCCUACACAUGCAAUGGUCUUGGCUUUUGAUGCCAGAUAGAUUUUGAUACACGGGACAAAUGUUUGGGUCACCUGGCAACUUGCUUUAGAACUGCCGCGGGGCAUUAUUUGUAGAGUGCAGAGCAGUUUUUUCUCGGCCAUUUCUGUCGUCAUUUCAAACGUCACCCGAGUUACAAAUUACUGCCUUUUCUAUCGAACUAUGCAAACAGUUUACACAAAGUGGGUUUCUAAUUAGUGAACCUGAAAGGAAUACAUAAUCUAGUUUUUAAAUGUUAGUACUGACCUUUCUUCUUCACUUGUCUCCACUUAUCUGGACUUCGGUUCGGGAGCACGGUUCUAGUAUAUAUCGUCGCACCGUAGAAAGUGUGUUCAGACCUGAAUGGUUCGUACACUACGUCAGUCGGUUCAGGAUGGGUCACAAGAACCGUAUCCAAAACACCCUGUUGCUGGUGGUUCACCUCCUGUUGUUGGGGAGGGAAGGUUCCGCCCUGACAGUGCAACAAGCUGCAGAACUCAAGACAACACUUGAAGAUGUGAAAGCAAAGUGUGAUGCGGCAAGGGCCCGAGUGAUUCAAACUUCCCUGGCUCUGAACACCGCGGCACAGGCCGAGAUUGUCCAAACACCGGUACCGAUACCAACCGGACAACCCGAUGUUAAUCUCGCUCAAGGGAAGCCGGCGUUCCAAUCAAGUAACUUUGUGCCGUCGACCGUCGCCGGCCUUGCCGUAGACGGAAACACCAAUGGCCGCUGGAACGCUCGUUCCUGUGCCUGUACUACGUCACAGCCUACUCCCGAGUGGUGGGUGGAUCUUGGACAAACGUACAUAAUCAACAGAGUGGUCAUUUACAACCGCUGGGACUGCUGCAGGGAACGACUCAACCCUUUCAACAUCCACAUCGGGGAUUCCGAACAGGUUACCUCCAACCCCAAGUGUGGCGGUGACCACCGAAUCGCCCUUACAGAGCCGUCCAUGUCCGUUUCCUGUCCCGCGAUGACUGGACGGUACGUCGGUGUCCGCCUUCCCCGUACCGUACACCUGACAAUAUGUGAGGUUCAAGUCUUUUCAAAUGGAGAGGCCCCAUCUCCUUGGUCAGCAUCCUCCUACCAUGAUUCACAUCUCACACCUGAUCGCGCUGAUAUCAACACUCGCGAGGGUGACAGUGGUGGCGCAUGGGCAGCAGUAACCAACAACCUGCACCAAUGGCUGAUGAGGGACCUGGGCGAGGUGAAGGCCGUGACAGGCAUCAUCACCAAAGGCAGGGACUACAGUCCUGAUUCGAUACAGCCACAUAACCAAUUCGUCACCUCAUACGCCAUAUCAUACGGCAUCGAAAACGGUGAUGAGCAGUUCUACACAGAUGAGAAUGACCAGACUGUUGUUUUCACAGGGAACUCUGACCGUGACACGGCGGUCCGUAACGACUUUAGGGACUACAGCGGUCCUGACGUUCUGAUGGCGCGCUUCGUCAAAAUCCACCCCCGAACCUGGAAUCAUUGGAUCUGUAUGCGGGCGGAGAUCGUAACAUCUGGCUGAUUUGAACAGCAACGCCUUUAUCCCAUUGGACAGAAAGUACGUUUGAACAGAAUUGUUUAUCCCUGCAUGGCACCAUGCAUACCUGACUUUUGUUUACUGCGAACCCUUCUAAGAACUCUUUCUAUGCACUUCGAUAACGCAAAAAGACAGAAAUACGUGAGGGUGGGUCUAGCAAUGAUGCCUUUCGACAGUUGACUACGUCAGGUCUUUUUUUUGCAAUUCUUUGGUUUUGUUUUGACAGUUCAAAAUCGAAUUGAUGUGUUUGUCUUGGCGUGGGUUUACUCCCUAGGAGUGCUGUGUAGGUGUUGUUUUCAUAUUUUGUGGUUUUGCACGUGACUGUAUUUUACAAAAAUAGGCCUCACCUUGUAGCAGAUUGUACUUCUGAAAUAUUAUACAUCAGAUUGGAUGGCAUUUACGUAACGUUGCCAUAACAAUACAAUUGUAACCUGUAUUCCUUUUGCUAUAAUAUUCCCUGAUAUACAUCGAAUUUGGGUCAAAUUGACAAGAUGCAUGUAUUGUAUGUGUUUUGAUUUUUUUCCGAACUGAAAUGGUACAACAUACUGAUGCAAACAUCGAAAAUACUUUGAAUUGACGAAAUAUAAUUCUUUGGUAACUGCA